AUUCCUGUGUUCAACAGUGGAAGAUUUUAUGGUUGAUAUUGUAAAGGCCUGGAAUCAAAUAAAACAGAACAAUACAACAGUAGAGUCUGUGAUUUUGAAAAGUGACUUAAUGUAUGAUAAGCUCAGUAUCAUUAUUGAUGUCUUGGCUGAGGAGGCAGCAACUACUUCUGUUGAGAAAAGUGCUGCAAUAUGUGCAGAUAGUGACAAAGCAGAGGGAAAGCCCUUCAUCUCGCAAGUAGACCACAUAGCCAAAUCCAAAAUGGAGUUGACCACAAGGGCCCAGAAUCUCCAGAAAUCCUUGAAACUCAUCAUAUUCCAAGUUGAACAAGUUCUGAAUGAGGAAAGCAGACAGACAAUAUCGGUCAAGAACUUCACAUCAACUUUCUUCCUGGGAGAUGAUGACUCAGAUUUUAACCAGAUGAGCCCAAAACACCGUUCUCGUUGUGGCACUUUGUCUUCUAUGUCUUCUCUCAAAAGUGAAGACCUACAUAACCUUGACUUAGAACACCUACAUUUCACAUCUGAAACGAUACGCUUCAAAGAAAAGUGUGUCAUGAACAACUACUUUGGCAUUGGACUAGAUGCGAAAAUUUCUCUGGAGUUCAAUACCAGAAGAGAAGAACAUCCAGGACAAUACAAUAGCCGCCUUAAGAACAAAAUAUGGUAUGGCCUGCUGGGAAGCAAGGAACUUUUACAACGUUCUUACAGGAAACUAGAAGAACGAGUACACUUGGAGUGUGAUGGAGAAGCCAUCCCCUUGCCAAACCUGCAAGGUAUUGUAGUGCUCAACAUUACCAGCUAUGCUGGAGGUGUCAACUUCUGGGGGAGCCAUACAGCGACCACAGAAUAUGAAGCUCCUGCAAUAGACGAUGGAAAGCUGGAGGUAGUGGCAAUCUUUGGUUCUGUGCAGAUGGCUAUGUCUCGUAUAAUCAACCUGCAUCAUCAUCGCAUAGCCCAGUGCCAUGAGGUAAUGAUAACCAUUGAUGGUGAAGACGGUAUCCCCGUGCAGGUAGAUGGGGAAGCCUGGGUUCAGAAGCCUGGCCUCAUCAAGAUUAGGUACAAGAAUGCUGCCCAGAUGCUGAUGAGAGAUCGGGACUUUGAAAAUUCUAUGAAAAUGUGGGAAUGUAAGCAUACUGAAGUUCAAACUGCACCUCAACCACAGCUGGACUCCCAGGAAUCUCAAGAUAGCCUCUCAGACAAUGAGUAUGCCCAGAUACAACACUUGGCUAGGCUUGCAGAAAACCUCAUUAGCAGACUUAAUGACCUGAGCAAGGUCCACCAGCAUGUGUCAGUCCUCAUGGAUUCUGUGAAUGCCAGUGUUAACAUGCUGAAUGAUAUAUUCUAUGGUCAAGGCAGUAGCAAUGAAGCAGGUGCAGUUUCCUGUACUCCCAUUGAGACUCUAAGCAGAAAUGAUGCAGUAGAUGUUACAUUUAGUCUUAAAGGGCUCUACAAUGAUACCAAAGCUUUCCUGGAUGAAAACUUGUUGAGAAAUGCUGAGGAUGAGGUCAUACUACAAACUGCCCUGGAUGCCAUGAACUAUGAGUUUAAAAAACUGUUGGAGAUUGACUGGAUGAAUCAUAUCCUUGUUCCAGAGGAAAAAUCUUCAGACAUGAACAGUAGAAGCCAUAGGUUGAAAGUUAAAUUCCCUAAGUUGGGGAAAAAGAAGCGAGAAGAGGAAGGAAAGCCUAAAUCAAGACAAAGAGUUCAUGGUUUUCUUGGUAAUUUGUGGCAUCGCAGAAAUCGUGAAGGUGAAGCAAAAGGUGAUGAUUCUCCAAAACCAUCAAGUUCUCAGCUAUAG
Molecule: messenger RNA, 1798 nt
Organism: Nannospalax galili (Upper Galilee mountains blind mole rat)
Lineage: Eukaryota; Metazoa; Chordata; Mammalia; Rodentia; Spalacidae
Product: diacylglycerol kinase kappa-like
Exons: 15
Biological process (GO): diacylglycerol metabolic process; intracellular signal transduction; lipid phosphorylation
Molecular function (GO): ATP-dependent diacylglycerol kinase activity
Source: RefSeq, a predicted model, not a curated record